GCCAAAAUUCCAUCCUAAUCUUUUUCAAAAAUUAUUUAUUUCUACAAACUUCCCCAAGGUGACAAUUUUGGAAACCUGUCAAAGGAUCGUAUAUUAUUAUUUAUUAUUAUUUUUUGUUAUUUCUCUCCAAGCUCAAUUCAAAUUCCGCUAAGCUAAAAUUGAGUUCGUCUACGAAGACUACGAUGAUCUUGAUUCUUGACUGGGGUUCACUGGGUUGACUCGUCUUCUGCAAUGAAGGGAGGAUGCUGUAAAAGUCAGAGACAACCUCUACGAUUCUGCAAUUGCCAUGGAGCCAAGUCUUUGUUUCUUCUUGAUUGCUCUCAUCUCCGCUUUCUUCCUCAUCACCUAUUCUUCGGCUUUACCUAUACUUGGAAUUCACCCGCUAGAUGAGAAGUACUAUGCCUCACAGGCGAUCAAGUGCAAGGAUGGGUCGAAGUUCUUUAACAAAGCCCGAAUCAAUGACAAUUUCUGUGACUGCAUUGAUGGAACGGAUGAGCCUGGAACAUCGGCUUGCCCUGCUGGAAAAUUUUAUUGUAAGAAUGUGGGAAGUACACCAAAGUUUUUGUUUUCUUCUCAAGUGAAUGACCAUUUUUGUGAUUGCUGCGAUGGGAGUGAUGAGUACAGUGGUAGCAUCAAUUGUCCCAACACAUGUGUCAUGGGUGGGGAUGUUGAAUACCAGACUAAAAGUCAUGUCUCAGCGAUCGGUGAAGUGGAUCCUAUUGAUGUGAAAGAAGCUAAGACUAAGCUUAAUUUAGAGGAUCAGAUUCAUAAACUUACAGGGUUGAAGAUAGUGAUAAUUCUACAGGUGGUUCUUAUUGGUUGCGUGCUGGGUUUUUGCCUCUUCCGUCGACGUGCCAGGUCUAGAAGGCGUUAUCGUUGAGAAAACCCACCUUGAGCUAUGAGGCUUCAAGUCUUACAUGCAGAUCAGCUGAUCUUCCAAGCCACUGCUUUUUUGAGUGCAACCAUUCUGAUUUCUUGUGGCAUGAUCCAAUCCGGAAUUGAUUUAGAAGCCGACUACAUUAGUUUUUAGAAACUUUUUAGAAACAGUACAUGAUCUGGCAAGGACCAGAACAACAUAUGUACAUUCUGCACCCCAGGAAACAAACUAUAUUAUUAGAGUUAUGGAUUGUCUAUUUGCAUUUGAGGAAUUCGAGAUGAUCUUUUAGUAAUGAAUUUCUGUCUUUGCCUUUCUGGUUC
Messenger RNA from Vitis vinifera (wine grape), 1197 nucleotides. Its product is annotated as glucosidase 2 subunit beta. Gene Ontology annotation, biological process: N-glycan processing. Gene Ontology annotation, cellular component: glucosidase II complex. The transcript has 5 exons. NCBI's taxonomy places the organism in Eukaryota, Viridiplantae, Streptophyta, Magnoliopsida, Vitales, Vitaceae. Gene Ontology annotation, molecular function: protein binding. Bases 287 to 880 code for a protein of 197 amino acids. The record is from RefSeq and is a predicted model, not a curated record.